GGAGAGGAGGAGGGAGGAGGAGAGGAGGGAGGAGGAGAUGCAGACGGACUAGCACGAAUUCCUCAGCUCUCCUCAAAUUUCUUGUUGAAAUCCCGGACCGUUUUCCCCCGAACCCGCACCGUCCAACACACAGAGCAGCUCCCCCCCGACCUCCGAGCAGACUUCACCAGUGCAGCAAGCUGCCGUUCACAAAAACGAUGUUACGAAGUGUCGCCGUGCUCCUGCUGCUCUCCGUGGCUCUCGCUACCGCCGAGGAGCUGCAGAGCAAGAGCAAAGUGUGUGCCAACGUGUUCUGUGGGGCCGGCAGGGAAUGUGCUGUCACUGAGAAGGGGGAGCCCAGCUGUCUGUGCAUAGAGACCUGUAAGCCCCACAAGAGGUCAGUGUGUGGCAGCAAUGCUAAGACCUACAGGAAUCAUUGUGAGCUCCACAGAGAUGCUUGUCUGACCGGCUUGAAGAUCCAGGUGGCCCAUGAUGGACACUGCCAGGAAAAAAAGACUGAGCAGGCAGCUGCCAGCCCAGUGGUAUGCUACGCUGCCGACCGCAAUGAGCUGAGGAGUCGUGUGAUCCAGUGGUUGCAGACUGAGGUUGUCCCAGACGGCUGGUUUGCCAAAGGAUCCAACUUCUCUGACAUCCUGCUCAAAUACUUCAAGUCUUAUGACAAUGGAGAUUCUCAGCUAGACUCGACAGAGCUCCUCAAAUUCAUCCAGCACAACGAUUCCGUUGUGGAGAUGCAGUCCUACGCUGACCAGGAGAACAACAAGCUGCUCAGGAGCCUGUGUGUUGAUGCCCUCAUCGAGCUUUCUGAUGACAACGCAGACUGGAAGCUGAGCUUCGAUGAGUUCCUUAACUGCCUGAAACCUGGCUUCAAUCCACCAGAGAAGAAAUGUGCCUUGGAGGAUGAGACAUAUGAGGACGGAGCAGAGACCCAGGUGGAGUGCAACCGCUGUGUCUGCGCAUGUGGCAACUGGGUCUGCACUGCGAUGACCUGUGCUGACAAAAUUGCGGCUGUGGAUGAAUCCACAGAUGCUGGAGCAGAGAUGACUGAGGAGGAGUGGAACCUUCGCGUGGCUGAGCUCAACAAGCACCAGGAAACAGUUGAGAAGAUGAAGGCGAGCACAAAGGAGGCCUAAAUAAGGACGCGAUGAGGAAGAGGAUGCACACCUUCACCCUUCUUCUAUACUUGAUUUACCUUGUGGCCAUUCGUUGUUGUUAAAAUGACUUUUUCCAUGUUUCACUGCUAUGUUCAUUUUACAUUUUUAAAUUGUUAAAGUGUCUGUGAUGUUUGUUUAGAUUCAGGGGCUAUCGAGGAGUAUUAUUGGAUUCCCGUGUGUUCAAGUACUGUCAUGUUUGAUUGUAUUACUGUGCCCCUACACUAGCAGCAGGGCUAUUUUUUACGACAAUUCUUAUAUUUUUGCAGUUACCCUAAAACAAACUGUCAUGUUGUCACUGGUUUGGAAUGUGGAAGCCACUGUUUGAGAGAGGUGGUGAGGUCAGGAACUCGGAGAAUCCAGCUGUUUGCUCGACAUCUUGACACCUGGUGCAGCACAUUUCCCAGCGUCCUCAGAGGUUUUAUGGUCAGGAGGUUGGGUGUAGAAGAUGGGAUGAGAGGGUAAAGCGACUAGUGAUUUCUUUCCGUUUUUUCCAUGAUUUUGUUGCCAUUUAGAACUGACACAUGAGGCCACUGCGUGACCGAUGCACUUCUGUCUGUCUCUCCUGGGCUUUAGUUUAUCACAAGCCUGAACUUUGUUUUGUAUCUUAGUGCUAAAGUAAUCUUUUUUUCUUUUUUUUUUUCUGCAGAAACCUUUGCUUCUAUGUACAGUAUGUUAUUGAUUGGAGUUGGAACUCAUCUUGUUCCCAUGUUAUGCUCAAGCAAGUCUCUCCGGUGCUCUUCAGUCAGACUAUUUUUCUCUCCAUGUCAUAUGUUUGUGAGACAUUAUUGGUCCAACGUUCAGGGUGGGGGGGGGGGGGGGGGGCAGAGAAUCUGCAGCCAGGUGAGACCUGAUCUGAAUAUAGCAUGGUGAAAAUUGAAACCAAAGUCGUGAUUAUAUUUUUGAAUGAUGUACAAAAAUCUCCGGGUAACACAUUACUCUGGACCCAGCAACAACACUAUACCUGUGCUUUCAAAAUCACUCUAACAGCAGGACUAGCCUCACUCUAAACUAAAGUAGCUUAGACGCAUCAUUACUGGGUGCAUAUAAAGUGCUUGUGUGUAUGUGUGUGUGUGUGUGUGUGUGAGAGAGAGAUUUUGUGUGAUGCUGAGAGUAGUUUAGUUUGCAUAAUGUUUUUAUUUGUUCAAAUCCUGUUUUCUGAAUUGGUAGGUUUGACAUUAAUAAUCAGUGCCUUAGACCUGCAAACAGUAUAGGUCUCUACCUUUGCCUGCACAAAGGCUAAUGUGCCACGUGGCAGUGUGAGAAUGAGAGCGCUUUGCUGAAGUUUAGCAGUAAACUAUUGUUUUGUGACUCUGUCCCUGAUAAACGGCUGUGCGGAAGUUGCAUUACUAGAUUCAAUCUAAACCUCUGUAUUCCAUUAGAAGUGCAGAGACUGUAAGACUGUAAUAUGUAUGUAUGCCAAUAAAGUCCAUACACCACCA
Molecule: messenger RNA, 2590 nt
Organism: Solea solea (common sole)
Lineage: Eukaryota; Metazoa; Chordata; Actinopteri; Pleuronectiformes; Soleidae
Gene: fstl1b
Product: follistatin-like 1b
Exons: 11
Coding region: 198-1130 (310 amino acids)
Biological process (GO): cell differentiation; multicellular organism development; regulation of BMP signaling pathway
Molecular function (GO): calcium ion binding; protein binding
Source: RefSeq, a predicted model, not a curated record